GUAAAAAGGAAAACGGCUACAAGGCUGAGCAUUUCAUGGGAAAGCCCGAAAUGUGAGCUCACGAACGGUAAAAUCACUGGUUUCUCGAUUAAUUAUCAGAGUAUCGAAGACUGGGACUCUGAAAUUAGGAAUGAUAUAACUACAGAUCAAAUAGUAACCAUAAGAAAUCUUACUCCCCACACAACUUACAGAGUCAUGGUGCAAGCCGCAACCAAAAUUGGAGUUAGUAAUGUGUCAGCAGAAAUAAAUGCCACGACUAAUGCUGCAGAUCCUCCGCCUCCUCGUAAUCUAACAGUAUAUAGUAGUCUACCUAACGAGCUAUUUAUCAGAUGGAUGCCUCCUUAUCCUCCUAAUGGGGAACUUGAAAGUUACGAAGUAUAUUAUGCAUGCAGACAGUGUAAUAGAAAAUACGAAAUGGUGGUUGUUGUUAGCUGUGAAAACCCGUACCAUGAAGGAUACCACUGUUAUACGAUUAAAGAUCUUAAACCGAAUUACAAGUAUUUAAUCAAGGUCAAAGCUUACAACAGAAACUUGCGGUAUGGAAGUAAAUGGAGCAACAUAGCGACGGCCGAAACGAGGGAAUCCACUCCUGGUCCCCCGAACAGUAUGCAUGUUCUUGAGAGAGGUGAAACAUUCAUAACUGUUUCUUGGCAAGAACCAUUCCAAAGUAACGGAAACCUCACGAAAUACAGGUUGAACUUAACAAUCACAGAUUCCUUCAACAGUGAUAUGAUAGGAAGGUUUAGUUCCUUAGAAGUGGAUGUCACCAAGAACAACACACACAAGUUUAUCGACUUAUAUCCAGGAUCGACGUACCGGUUGACAAUAGAAGCCAGCACCAGUAUGGGCUUCGGUCCAUCCCUGCUUGAAGAAUAUACUACGCGAGUUUCAGUUCCAACCGAACCACCAGAACCAGAAAUAAUGAAUGUUGGAGACACCACUGUGGAGUUGAAACUUUUCCCUAUAGAAUUCCACGAAGGACCGAUCAGUGCUUACUUUAUUGGAGUAGAAAAACAGAGUUCUUCAAAACGUCAUAAACGACACGUCAGAAACAUGAUGGUUAGUUACAAUUCAUCAGAAGAAGGGAAUUUAUACUACACCACUGCAAAAUUACAACCAGAGGAAAUACAAACUAAUUUUACCAUUGGAGAUGGUCAAAGCUAUGGAGGGUUCUUCAAUGCACCACUGAAGACCGGAGAAAACUAUAUAUUUGGAUUCGGUGUGUUGAGUAAUUUUAGUGGGGAAGAGAAAUACAGUUAUAAAGAAAUCGGAAAACCUGUUACCGUGAGAAAAGAAGAGCCGGCGAGAUCGUAUGUUGCAACCAUUAUUGCUAUUGUUUUUGGCACAUUUGCAUUGAUAUGUGGAGUUACUGUACUGGCAUUACUCUUUAUACUAUACAGAAGGCCAAAUUCAAGAAUUGCCCGGGCAAGUAAUAGCUUCCGGUUAAGGAUGUUGAAGAUUAAAGAUGCAGAUCCUUUAGCAAUAUCCCAAUCAUGUGAUGAACUAGAACUUGAAUUCGAAAAUAUUAUUGAAGAAAAAAGCAAUAAGAUACACGUAUCAGAGAUAGAAGAAUAUGUCCAAAAACACCUUAGAACAUGUGUGAUAAGAGAAGAAUAUAAGGAAGUGCCUAAAGGACAGACACAAUCAUGGGAAAUUGCUAAAAAACAGGAAAACAGGUUAAAAAAUCGCUAUGGAAACUUAAUGGCAUAUGACCACAGUCGUGUAAUUUUGGAAUACCAGAACACUGACCAAUCUUCUGAUUAUAUUAACGCCAACUAUAUAGACGGUUAUGAAAGACAAAAGGAAUACAUUGCAACACAAGGUCCCAAGCCUAACACUGUUGUGGACUUUUGGAGAAUGGUUUGGCAAGAAGGUGUAACGUUAAUUGCAAUGGUUACAAAUCUUGUAGAAAAAGGAAAGAUCAAAAGUGACAAGUAUUGGCCAGACAGUACGAAGAAAUACGGGUCUGUUACGGUGACUUUAAUUAAAAGGGAAGUGUUUGCUCAUUUUAACGUACAAGAACUUAUUGCGUGCAGCGGAUCAGAAAGUCGAGAAAUCAAACAGUUUCACUUCACAGCGUGGCCUGAUCACGGUGUGCCUUUGUACACCGUGUCGCUGGUGUCUUUCUUAAAAAGAGUGCGAACUUUCAAACAAGUCUCUGAUGGACCUCUUCUUGUUCACUGCAGUGCUGGUGUAGGUCGCACCGGAACUCUGAUACUAUUAGACAUCAUGAUGAACAUGGCAAAGGUCGAGCAUCACGUUGACCUCCUGAAGUACUUGAAUAAAUUAAGACAAAAUCGGAUCAACAUGGUAGAUACUGUGGACCAGUACAUAUUUGCUUACAAAGCUGUUGUUGAUGCUGUGUGUGGUGAAGAAACAAGUAUCGCUUGCUCUGAUUUCUUCUCAGAAUUUCAAAAACUGAUGGAGCAGGAUACAAACACUGGAGAAACACGACUCCAGUUACAGUUUAAGAGGCUGGAUAAACUAGCUACACCACUAAGGCCAACCGACUGCAGAGAAGCACUGGAUCUCGAAAAUAGAGGAAAAAAUCGAACUUUGCAAAUUAUUCCAGCCGAUAGAGGGCGACCUUAUCUGUUACCAACAGCUAAUGGUAAAGCUCCUGGUUACAUCAAUGCGGCCUUUGUGAAUGGCUAUAGAAAAAAGGACGAGUUUAUUGUAACGCAGAUGCCUUUACCACAUACUGUAUAUGAUUUCUGGAAACUGUUAUACAACUCUAAGGCUCGAACCAUUGUGCUACUGAACGAAAUGGAACCUAAUGAUGAGAAUUGUCCGCAAUAUUGGCCUGAGAAUGGAACAAUAACUUCAGAAGGACUUACUAUAAAACACGUGAAAACAGAUGACCAUAACAAUUACAUAGUGAGAUCCUUUAGUGUCCAGGAACAGAAACUACAGAGCACUACCACUUCAACAACAAUCAAACAGUUUCAUCUGAAGGGGUGGCCAGUUUCUCAGGAGAUACCCACAAAUACGAAUUCCUUCCUUUGUCUCAUCGAUGGAGUUAAGAAAUGGCAAACUCAAUCAGGAAACCAUAUUAUUAUUGUUCAGUGCUACGAUGGUGCUCGAGCUUGUGGAGUCUAUUGUGCUUGCGUGUUUAUGUUGGAUAAGAUGGAAGAAGAAAAAGAAUUUGACGUGUUUCUCGCAGUUCGUAGUAUUCGAACAAACCGUCCACAGUUAGUUAAGAGUUUGGAUCAAUACAAAUAUUGUUACGACGUAGCUGCCACCUAUGCCGAUGUUUUUCAAAUCUAUGCUAACUUCCAAUAGGUAUAUCUCACACAAAUAAUCAUCAGAUUUCUCAGAUACUAUUAUAUUUGUAUAGGUUUUGAACACGUGUCUAAGUGACAACAUAUUUAUCUUAUGACAUUAUAAAGUAUUCUGUGAAAAUCAUUCCUUUUGUUGUAUCACGUCGUCAAGUUUCUGUUGUUACGAUAACUACAUUAUACAUGGUUUGAAAUACGACUGGAAUUUUGUAUGCUAUAAAGUUCACUCACACUGCAAUCUGAAAAUGCUGUAAAUGUGGAACAAGAUGAACAUUGAAGUUUACAGUACUUACCUGAGUACAUGAUGUGUAACGUGUUGAAUAUUUUUGUCCUUAUAAUUUUAAUUAAUGUUCUCAAAGUUUCGAUCACCAGUAAAGAAUAAGCUUCAAAAGUUUUGAAGUUUUUAAUGUGCUUGUAAGAAAUUGAGUACUUUGAAAUCUUUUACAAGAUGUAUGAAGUAAUUAGUAUAUUUUUACAAUGUGAUCUUCCUUUCUUACAAAAUAAAUCUAUUUCUUC
Molecule: messenger RNA, 3794 nt
Organism: Limulus polyphemus (Atlantic horseshoe crab)
Lineage: Eukaryota; Metazoa; Arthropoda; Merostomata; Xiphosura; Limulidae
Product: receptor-type tyrosine-protein phosphatase epsilon-like
Exons: 26
Coding region: 196-3282 (1028 amino acids)
Biological process (GO): protein dephosphorylation
Molecular function (GO): protein binding; protein tyrosine phosphatase activity
Source: RefSeq, a predicted model, not a curated record